Acomys russatus (golden spiny mouse) is the source of this 945-nucleotide messenger RNA. Its product is annotated as 28 kDa heat- and acid-stable phosphoprotein-like. Gene Ontology annotation, cellular component: cytosol. NCBI's taxonomy places the organism in Eukaryota, Metazoa, Chordata, Mammalia, Rodentia, Muridae. Gene Ontology annotation, molecular function: RNA binding. The record is from RefSeq and is a predicted model, not a curated record.
AUGCCUAAAAGAAGUAGAAAGGGAGACCAUGAAGGCCGGGUGAGGCUGUAUACAAGCCCCAGCAAUGUCAGUGUCCAGCAGCAGGCUGAGAAUCAGAAAGCCAACAAAGAAGAUGAAAAAGUAGAAGGUAGAGACGGGGCUUCAGGUGACCCCCAAAAGGAGAAGUCUCUAGACACAGAGAAGAGUGAAGACGAUGACUACCAGCAAAGGCAAAAAGGUGUAGAAGGGCUCAUUGACAUUGGAAACCCCAACCGGGUGGCACAGACAACCAAGAAGGUCCCCCAACUGGAUUUGGAUGGGCCAAAGGAGAUUCCAAGGAAAGAACUAGGAGAAACUGAGAAGCAGAAAGCAAAGGAGCACUACAUGACAAUGCAUUUGGCUGGGAAGCAGAGUAGCCCAAGGUGGGAGGAGGCAGCAAGAAAGAAAGAGGGGAAGAGGAAAGCAAAAGAUGAUGCAACUUUGUCAGGAAAACAAAUGCAUUUGCUCUCCCUGAAUAAGCAAGCUGGCCUCAGAAGCCCUUUAUUGCCAGGAUCCCCUAUGGCCUGGGGCCAUCUCUUCAUCUUGGCACACUGGAAUUCACAGGUUCAUAUUUGCAGGCAUGGCUUCAAGUGCUGCCAGCUCCUCGAGGAGUUCAGCCAUGCUUUACCUUCUUUGAACCUUAGCUCCCACAUCUGCGAGCACCUCCUGCCUCCAGGUUUCUACCCUGAGUUCCUUCAGCAGCAGACUGUGAUAUGGAAGGAUAAUAAAAAUGAGCCUCUUUGCUCCCCAAAUUACUCAUGGUCACUAUGUUUCAUCACAGCAAUAGAAACUCUAACUAAGACAGAUGGCAAAGGUGUCCUCACAGACGCUGAAGCAAACAUGACUGUGUCAGCAGCUCAAGCUGUGCCUCAUAUGACUCUGUUUGAUGAGUCCUCCCACAUUUUUGGCAUCUGUCUAGGUAUCUGA